Molecule: messenger RNA, 872 nt
Organism: Opisthorchis viverrini
Lineage: Eukaryota; Metazoa; Platyhelminthes; Trematoda; Opisthorchiida; Opisthorchiidae
Exons: 3
Coding region: 55-600 (181 amino acids)
Biological process (GO): small GTPase-mediated signal transduction
Molecular function (GO): GTPase activity; GTP binding
Source: RefSeq, a predicted model, not a curated record
CCUGCCUUAACGUUGCCCGGAAAAAGUGAAUGCACCUGGUGCUAUGUACAUAAUAUGGUCAGACUCGUAAAAAUUUGCCUCAUUGGGGAUAGAAAAACGGGCAAGAGUCAGCUGAUGUUAAACUUUGGGAAGCAGGUGUUUGGAACUUAUCCGAGAUUUGAAAAUAUCGAGGAAGAUUUGGAUAUAUAUGGACAAUGUGUGCGAGUUCGGGUAUACGAUGCACCAUGUCAGGACGAGGCACGACGUUUGCGCAUGGCAUUGUAUCCAAACUGUGAUGCUGUGGUCCUUUGUGCGUCCUUGGACAACCCAGUCUCGUUAGAAAAUCUUUCUAAAAAGUGGCUGGAAGAGCUCCGGGCCGCUCGAAUGACCAGACAGCCGCUGCUCCUGGCCCUGACAAAAUCUGAUUUGAGAGUAGAUAGUUCAGCAGACCUGAUCAAGCCAGAUGCGAUUUCACAAAAUGCCCGUAAACUGCAGGUCACAGACCUUUAUGAGUGCUCCGCCAAGACAGGUGAAAACGUCAAGCAGACGUUUCGGCGUGCAGCUGAAUUGGUUGUGAGGAACGAUGGGGAGAAGAAUGGAAAGUGCUGUGCCAUCAGCUGAUCACGAGCUUUCACCACAUAUGAACCAAAACUAGCAAUAUUCUCAACAUAUCUUUGGAGCCAUUUUUCCAAUGUCUAAAGCUUUUUAAAAGUUGCUUAUAAAUAUGAGGCCAGUUUGAGAUUUUAUUUCCCAAAUUAUAUUCUUGGUAUUUCCUAAAUGCAAGGUUCUUUCAUGGAUUUGCCCGGAUUAGGGCGGAAGUGGUUGUGCGAACUCUGUGAUGCUGCAUUCGCAACUUUGUAACUUAUGAAACGUUCUCAAAAAACAGGUUUUGG